Messenger RNA from Fimicolochytrium jonesii, 2483 nucleotides. RefSeq lists its product as uncharacterized. The record is from RefSeq and is a predicted model, not a curated record. Gene Ontology annotation, biological process: mitotic spindle assembly checkpoint signaling; protein localization to kinetochore. The transcript is spliced from 12 exons. NCBI's taxonomy places the organism in Eukaryota, Fungi, Chytridiomycota, Chytridiomycetes, Spizellomycetales, Powellomycetaceae. The coding region runs from base 268 to 2358 and encodes 696 amino acids. Gene Ontology annotation, cellular component: RZZ complex.
CCUAGCUCGCUGUUAAUGAAGGGCAAUUCUGGUGUUUGCUACGGAGUCUUUUCACAAGACCAGCUCUUUGCAGUAGUUCCCUAACCAAAAUGCAAACCAGGUUCCCAUAGCUCCAACGACUCUCGUGUCCUGUGUUCAUGUCCAGAUCCUACUGUAGUUGUCCGAAACACGCCUCUCGCGCAUGCCGUGAGGAAAUGACCAAGCCGUUCCCAUGUUCCCCAUCUUGCUAGAAAUUUCAUCUUUAACUGUUGUUAGCUGACUGUGGAUAUGCUCUCUGCUGAGGAAAACCUGGGCCGGGCAGAGGACAGCUUGUCCCCGCACUCGACUUUGCCGACCUCCGACGAUGUCAAAAGGAGACACGACUUUAGGGCAGCCAUACACCUCAGCGCACGGCCACGGCAAGACCAGCCCGAGGCCCUGCACGGAGUAAAGUUUGGGUCACAUCGACUUUGGACGCUGAGCCAUGAUGUUACGCAUCCUGUGCGCGAACUGUAUGGCUGCGAGAACGUAGUGCUCGCAACCAGGACACUAGAUGAAACGCGAGGCGAUGUGUCUGUCCAACUCCAGCGAGUAGAAAGCGUCAAUGCCAUGGAUAUGAAGCUAGGCCAAGACUAUGCAGGGGCUCCUAACAAAAACGGGUGCCCUUCUAGCAUAUCUUACAGCAGAGACCUGCUUUCAGGCAUGUCGAUGGACGAAGCGAGAGAAUUGAUGUCUCUUUACUGCGAAGCUUUCGAUCCCAGCGAGUCUUCUGCCCAAGCGUUAGCUCCGCUUUUCAUUCGCGUCGCUCCCCCUGAGACGACAGAAGCAUCCUACGUAGGGGUGCUGGGUCACGUUCGCGACGGUGCAAAGAUAUUCGUAAGCCACAAUGUAGCAACAAAAGGAUGGGUGUCUCAAGAACCGGCAGAGGACUCGUCACAAUUGCCCUCUUUGCAAGACGUAGUGGAGGACUAUCAGCUAUUCAGUGGAAACACGCAAGAGACUGCUCUGAGGAACGUGGUUCAAGCAAGAUAUGACAUCCUACGGGAAAGCCUCUUCAAGACAACAUCAGAUGCGCCGAUGAGUUCCAUUGUGAUGAAUGCUGAGUGGGAGAAUGCCGACAAGGUGCUGGGCGCCCCUCCGCCACUAGCUCGGAUGACUUUGAGGGUAAAGAGCGUGUAUGGAGAGAUCGACGCCGAAAACAACAUCCCCACCAGCGCUCUUCGGGAUCAACUUCUGCGGCUGGUGGAGUGGGAUCGUGCGAGAACGGAGGAUGACUGGAGUCCACCUACUCGGGGUACAUCCGGUUCAAAUAUGGACGGAAGAAUCACGCCCAACACGGUGGACGAGUGGCUGAAAGAUAUCAAGGAGGAGGGCUUCACAGCACGUGCAACAUCCUCCGACUCGAACGAUACUACCUUUGAUUUGGACGCAUCCCAGACAUUACCGCCACGGCAAGACCUUGAUUUCGCGGAACGAUUUUGGCUGUUCACGCAAGGAACGACAACGUGUCGGGAGGACAUCUUGAUGGCCCUGAAUGUGUUGAUAGAAGAAUUGGAGACGGGGAAACUCCAGCCUAUGGUCAACAAAUCGAACCACUGCAGCUUCGCACGAGUCAUACGAGACUGUUACAAGCUUCUUCGCAUGCAAACCGCACCAGAUUUCGACGAACAGAAAGAGUCGAUAAGUCGGACCUUCGACUACUGGCUUGAACAACCGUUGGAACUUAUGGUCGAAACUGGAAUUUGGAAACUUAAGCGGGACUAUUGCUUCCACUUGCUCAGUAACGAGCUUGCGAGUUGGGAGGAAUUGGAUGGUUAUAUCGACGCUGCCCUUCCUCUUGAGGAUCAAGUGACGCGAUUACGGCGCCUGCAUCGGGUGGUAGAGCUGUUGAGUCUAGUGAAGGCCAACGUCUUGCAGAUGCCAGUGGAAGCUAUGCGGAUGUUGAUUCAGUCGUCGCUGCGGUAUUACUUCCAUGAAGCGUCCGCAGUGUCAUCCGAAGGCGAGGAAAUGGGAAACAUCGAUCCCACGACUACCGUCGUAUACAACCUAGCUUUGCCACGAUUUGCCAGUGCUGGAUACAAAGCACUUUCUGGCAUGGUUGCAGGGUUUGAGCCCUCCUCCUGGAAGAUGACAACUGCACCUGUAGCAGCAGCAGCUCACAAAGGAAGCAAGCCGACCGAUGUAACAACGACCUAUCCAACGUACACAGUCCAGUUUGACCGCUCCGACACUUUGGCCGACGAUGUACCAUACGUCACAGGGGCCGCCGUGGGUAGUGUGGAGUUUGAAGAGCAGCAGCUUGAGGCGCUCACUGAGAGAAUGUUAAGGCAAGGUAGCAACAAAUGGCGUAUGCUUGUCGCUACGGCGGUGGCAUGCUGAGGCUUAGUGAAGCGCGGCGUAGACAUCAGGACUGGGUCAGAUGAAGCGUUGCUGUCGAUAGUACAUACUUCCUACAGAACCUUCAGCUCCAUUUUUUAAACAUCGCCGGUUUCGGUCCCGGUCCG